AGGGGAGAGCCCGAGCGCUGGAGUUGGUGCUGGGAAACCCGGGGCUAAUGUUGACAACAGGCUCGAGAUUGUCCUGGGUAACAUAAUGCCAGCUGAGCGUAAAAAGCCAGCAAGUAUGGAAGAAAAAGAAUCUUUACUAAACAGCAAGGAAAAAGACUGCAGUGAAAGGCGGCCAGUGAGCAGCAGGGAGAAACCAAAAGAGGAGAUCAAGCUUACCGCCAAGAAGGAGGUUAUUAAGAUCCCUGAAGAUAAGAAGAAGAAACUGGAAGAAGAUAAGAGAAAAAAAGAAGACAAGGAACGCAAGAAAAAAGAAGAAGAAAAGGUGAAGGCAGAGGAAGAAUUAAAGAAAAAAGAGGAAGAAGAAAAAAAGAAGCAUGAAGAAGAGAGAAAGAAGCAAGAAGAGCAGGCAAAACGUCAAGAGAAAGAGGAAUCCCUUCAGCUUCAUCAGGAGGCUUGGGAACGACAUCAGUUAAGGAAGGAACUUCGUAGCAGAAACCAAAAUGCUCCAGACAACCGACCAGAGGAAAAUUUCUUUAGCCGACUAGACUCAAGUUUGAAGAAAAAUACCGCUUUUGUCAAGAAACUAAAAACUAUUACAGAACAACAGAGAGACUCCUUGUCCCAUGAUUUUAAUGGCCUAAAUUUAAGCAAGUACAUUGCAGAGGCUGUAGCUUCUAUUGUGGAAGCAAAGCUAAAAAUAUCUGAUGUGAAUUGUGCUGUGCACUUAUGCUCUCUCUUUCACCAGCGUUACGCCGACUUUGCCCCAUCACUUCUUCAGGUUUGGAAAAAACAUUUUGAAGCAAGGAGAGAAGAGAAAACACCUAACAUUACCAAGUUAAGAACUGAUUUGCGUUUCAUUGCAGAAUUGACAAUAGUUGGGAUUUUCACUGACAAGGAAGGUCUUUCCGUAAUCUAUGAACAGCUAAAAAAUAUUAUUAAUGCUGAUCGGGAAUCCCAUACCCACGUUUCUGUGGUGAUUAGUUUUUGUCGACAUUGUGGAGAUGAUAUUGCUGGACUUGUACCAAGGAAAGUAAAGAGUGCUGCAGAGAAGUUUAAUUUGAGUUUUCCUCCUAGUGAGAUAAUUAGUCCAGAGAAACAGCAACCUUUCCAGAAUCUUUUAAAAGAAUACUUUACGUCUUUGACCAAACACCUGAAAAGGGACCACAGGGAGCUACAGAAUACUGAGAGACAAAACAGGCGUAUUCUACAUUCUAAAGGGGAGCUGAGUGAAGAUAGACAUAAACAGUAUGAGGAAUUUGCUAUGUCUUAUCAGAAGCUGCUGGCAAAUUCUCAAUCCUUAGCAGACCUUUUGGAUGAAAAUAUGCCAGAUCUUCCUCAAGACAAACCAACACCAGAAGAGCAUGGGCCUGGAAUUGAUAUAUUUACACCUGGUAAACCUGGAGAUUAUGACUUGGAAGGUGGUAUAUGGGAGGAUGAAGAUGCUCGGAAUUUUUAUGAGAACCUCAUUGAUUUGAAAGCUUUUGUUCCAGCCAUCUUGUUUAAAGAUAAUGAAAAAAGUUGUCAGAAUAAAGAGUCCAACAAGGAUGAUUACAAAGAGGCAAAGGAACCUAAGGAUAAUAAGGAGGUAUCAAGUCCUGAUGAUUUGGAGCUUGAGUUGGAGAACCUAGAGAUUAAUGAUGACACUUUGGAGCUAGAGGGUGGAGAUGAAGCUGAAGAUCUUACAAAGAAACUUCUUGAUGAGCAAGAACAAGAGGAUGAAGAAGCCAGCACUGGAUCUCAUCUCAAGCUCAUAGUAGAUGCUUUUCUCCAGCAAUUGCCCAACUGUGUCAACCGUGAUCUGAUAGACAAGGCAGCAAUGGAUUUUUGCAUGAACAUGAACACAAAAGCAAAUAGGAAGAAGCUGGUCCGGGCGCUCUUUAUAGUUCCCAGACAAAGGUUGGAUUUGCUACCAUUUUAUGCAAGAUUGGUUGCUACAUUGCAUCCCUGCAUGUCUGAUGUAGCAGAGGAUCUUUGUUCCAUGCUGAGGGGGGAUUUCAGAUUUCAUGUACGAAAAAAGGACCAGAUCAACAUUGAAACAAAGAACAAAACUGUUCGUUUUAUUGGAGAACUCACUAAGUUUAAGAUGUUCACAAAAAAUGAUACACUGCAUUGUUUGAAGAUGCUUCUAUCAGACUUUUCCCAUCACCAUAUUGAAAUGGCAUGUACCCUACUAGAAACAUGUGGAAGAUUUCUUUUCAGAUCUCCAGAAUCUCACCUGAGGACCAGUGUACUUUUGGAACAAAUGAUGAGAAAGAAACAAGCGAUGCAUCUCGAUGCAAGAUAUGUCACAAUGGUGGAGAAUGCAUAUUACUACUGCAACCCACCUCCAGCUGAAAAAACAGUGAAAAAGAAACGUCCUCCUCUCCAGGAAUAUGUCCGGAAACUUUUGUACAAGGAUCUCUCCAAGGUUACCACUGAGAAGGUUUUGAGACAGAUGCGAAAGUUGCCUUGGCAGGACCAAGAAGUGAAAGACUAUGUGAUUUGUUGUAUGAUAAACAUCUGGAAUGUGAAAUAUAACAGCAUUCAUUGUGUAGCCAACCUCUUGGCAGGACUAGUGCUCUACCAGGAGGAUGUUGGAAUCCAUGUUGUGGAUGGAGUUUUAGAAGAUAUUCGAUUAGGAAUGGAGGUUAAUCAACCUAAAUUUAAUCAGAGACGUAUCAGCAGUGCCAAGUUCUUAGGGGAACUUUAUAAUUACCGAAUGGUGGAAUCUGCUGUUAUUUUUAGAACUCUUUAUUCUUUUACUUCAUUUGGUGUUAACCCUGAUGGCUCUCCAAGUUCACUGGACCCUCCCGAGCACCUUUUCAGGAUUAGACUAGUGUGCACUAUUUUGGAUACCUGUGGCCAGUACUUUGACAGAGGUUCUAGUAAACGAAAACUCGAUUGCUUCCUUGUGUAUUUUCAGCGUUAUGUUUGGUGGAAGAAAAGUUUGGAGGUUUGGACAAAAGACCAUCCAUUUCCUAUUGACAUAGAUUACAUGAUCAGUGACACACUAGAACUGCUAAGACCAAAGAUCAAACUCUGUAAUUCUCUGGAAGAAUCCAUCAGGCAGGUACACGACUUGGAACGAGAAUUCUUAAUAAAACUAGGCCUAGUAAAUGACAAAGACUCAAAAGAUUCUAUGACAGAAGGAGAAAAUCUUGAAGAAGAUGAAGAAGAAGAAGAAGGAGGAGCUGAAACAGAGGAACAAUCUGGAAAUGAAAGUGAAGUGAAUGAGCCAGAGGAAGAGGAGGGUUCUGAUAAUGACGACGAUGAAGGGGAGGAAGAAGAGGAAGAGAAUACAGAUUACCUCACGGAUUCAAAUAAGGAGAAUGAAACUGAUGAAGAAAAUACUGAGGUAAUGAUUAAAGGAGGUGGACUCAAACAUGUACCUUGUGUAGAAGAUGAGGACUUCAUUCAAGCUCUGGAUAAAAUGAUGCUAGAAAAUCUUCAGCAACGAAGUGGCGAAUCUGUUAAAGUGCACCAACUUGAUGUUGCCAUUCCCUUGCAUCUCAAAAGCCAGCUGAGGAAAGGGCCCCCACUCGGUGGUGGGGAGGGAGAAACAGAGUCUGCAGAUACGAUGCCGUUUGUCAUGUUAACCAGAAAAGGCAAUAAACAGCAGUUUAAGAUCCUUAAUGUACCCAUGUCUUCCCAACUUGCUGCAAAUCAUUGGAACCAGCAACAGGCAGAACAGGAAGAGAGGAUGAGAAUGAAAAAGCUCACACUAGAUAUCAAUGAACGGCAAGAACAAGAAGAUUAUCAAGAAAUGCUGCAGUCUCUUGCCCAGCGCCCGGCUCCAGCAAACACCAAUCGGGAGCGGCGGCCUCGUUACCAACAUCCAAAGGGAGCGCCUAAUGCAGAUCUAAUCUUUAAGACUGGUGGGAGGUAG
Lipotes vexillifer (Yangtze River dolphin) is the source of this 3865-nucleotide messenger RNA. It is a transcript of the gene UPF2, whose product is annotated as UPF2 regulator of nonsense mediated mRNA decay. Gene Ontology annotation, biological process: nuclear-transcribed mRNA catabolic process, nonsense-mediated decay. Gene Ontology annotation, molecular function: protein binding; RNA binding. The record is from RefSeq and is a predicted model, not a curated record. Lineage: Eukaryota; Metazoa; Chordata; Mammalia; Artiodactyla; Lipotidae. Bases 86 to 3865 code for a protein of 1259 amino acids. Gene Ontology annotation, cellular component: cytoplasm; exon-exon junction complex. The transcript is spliced from 21 exons.